Messenger RNA from Penicillium subrubescens, 633 nucleotides. RefSeq lists its product as uncharacterized. The transcript has 3 exons. The record is from RefSeq and is a predicted model, not a curated record. Bases 1 to 633 code for a protein of 210 amino acids. NCBI's taxonomy places the organism in Eukaryota, Fungi, Ascomycota, Eurotiomycetes, Eurotiales, Aspergillaceae.
AUGGAGAAUCCAGUGACCGAAAUCCGGACAGUGAUCCGCCUUCUCACUCAAUCCAACCCAUCUUUACAAGAAAAGGCUCUAGAGCGGUUCUUCGCCUCCAAUGCAUCCUUUGUACACCCCUUCUGUCGAGUACCCAGCUUUAAUGGAAGUCGCUGGUGGGUGAUCAAGAUCUUUCAAUGGUAUAAGAUCAUGUCUCCUCGGAUUGAAAUGGAGAUUCACUCUAUUGCCUUCGACGAGGAUAAGUUGAAGCUUUACGUCCACAUGUCGCAAAUCUUCUCGAUCUGGCUGGUGCCUUUCCAUGUUGCACCGGUGACUCUGACGACGAUCUUGGAUCUCACCGCGGACCCAGCUCUGACCAACGCGCCGACCAAUGGUGACCACACGCGGUACUACAUCACCAAACAGGAAGAUCUGUAUCAAACUUCCGAGUUUGUUAAGUUUCUUUUCCCUCAUGUUGGACAUUGGUUGGUCCUGGGGUGGCAUUUGAUUGCUACGUUCUUCUGCAUCGUGGGUGUGACUUUGCUCUGGCCUAUGCUGUGGAUGGAAGAGAAGGGAUAUUUGCCCACUUGGAUUUCACGGGGGAAUCUGGCAUAUGAUAUUGCGGAUAAGAUUCCUGAGAUUAAGAAGGAGUGA